CCAGACUACUACGUAACCGGCCUACAGCUAUGGACCGUUUGUAUGGACCACUAGACUAUAUAAGAUCUCUCAUUUUGGACUUCAAGACACAAUUCGAUCACACCAGAAUUCGUCAGAUCUCGGCCAGUGUCUCAGUGAAAAACAUUUAUUUGAACUUUUAAUCGCUCUUUGAAUACUUGUAAAUUAAGCAAUAAAUUCUAAUUGACAAGUAUUAGUUAACUUAAUUGACUUCGCAACAUAAGUCAAAUUGGUGCCGUUCAGACCAAGGAUCAACCAGGACUUCUAACCACUAUACGAUAGAAAGGAACCACAAUGGCAGACAAUGAAGAAAGCUUUGCCCAGCUAGAAUCCCUCUAUUUGUGGAAACUAUUACCUGAUAAUUUAUGGUGGGACAUAUAUGUACAAUUUAAGAUCAAUUAUUUCCGGGAAAUACUAGAUAGAAAGAGAAGGGAACCUCUAUUUAAGGAAUUCCACGCUAUACAGAAGCUUAUUAACCUGUCGGAUCCAAUUAUAAUUGACAAUUAUUGUGGUUUACCCACAAAAUUCGCAGAAAUAAUUGGACGCCGGAAACAAUUUGCCGAAAUACAUAACUUAUCCUAUCAGGAGCAUCUUAGGAAGUGGACGGUGGAGAACUUCAAAGCCAUUGGAUGGUUAAAACGAUCCAAUCGCUUUGGGGUUUACCACCAAGAAGUGAUUCUAAACAAGGCAAGGAAAAUGCACCGGAUACGCAUUUUCGAUCUGAUAAUUAAAUUUGAGACUGUGAAGGAAAACAACCAAACAUUUUAUUCAGGACUAUCAUAUGAAUUCCAAAAUUGAUAAAGGCCAGAUAAAUAAAAUAUAUUAUGAUAAUUUAUAUAUGUAUCAUUAUUUUUAGGGAGAACCAGUGAUGAAGUGGUGGUGGUUCUCACUUGUUCUUUUUGGCUUAACCAGCCAAUUCAUUGUCAAGGAAAAUGUCAUGUUUCAAAAAAUUAAGGAAAUAUCAACCACAAGGUCAAAUUGGCUCAUUACUUUUGUCGUAGACUUGGAUCCUUUUGAAUUAUUUCUUAAUAAAAUAGAACAAGACUUGGGCAAGGCUUUUCUCGCUACACAAAAAGUUCACACAAUUUCUAUGUUUUACACCCCAGAAAAAAAACACAUUUUGGCUACUAUCUUAAGUCUACAAAGGGAGGUUGAAGGAUUAAAUCGGACUAAAGAUUAUUUACAAUCACAAUUCAAUGAUUACCAAUCUUUAUAUUACGACGAAACGGCAAAGUUUAAAACUAAACGUAGCUUAUUUCCUAUUAUAGGCAAAGCAUUAAGUUUUUUAUUUGGUACUGUAUCAGACAGCGACCUGUCAAAAAUUCGAAGAAAUAUCAAAACUUUGGCACAAAAUCAAGAUGCAAUUCGUCAUAUUGUUCAAGAUGGGUUAACUAUCUUAAACACUACACAAACACAUGUUUCUGAAAAUAGACACAAGGUUAAUGAGUUGAUUGAAAGUGUUCAAGAUCUUGGAAAUAGACUUCAAACUUUUGCUACGGAUUUAGAAAAACAAAUUGAAGUUAUGGGAAGUUAUUUACAAGCUUAUUUGCAUAUGGACAUGAUAAUAGGUGAAAUAAAGGACCUUAUGAAUAUAGCCGGGGAUUAUUUAAACCAUUUGCAAUUACAACUAAACAUGUUGUCCUUAGGACACAUGUCACCCAGUCUUAUAUCACCCGGUAAUUUACGAGUAUUAUUGACUGACAUAAAACGACGACUACCGGCGACAUUAAAGAUACCUGGUGACGAAGUUAAAGAUAUUUGGAAUUUUUAUAAAUUUUUGACCUGUAGUACAGUUUUGGACGAAAACAAAAUAAUCAUUAUCAUUACGUUACCAUUACUAGAUAUAAGAGACACUUAUGAAAUUUAUAAGAUUCACAACUUGCCUGUUCCUACUACGAUAACUGAUAAACAAUCUGACUCGAGCAAUAUGGUUGCUCAGUAUGAAUUAGAAGCAGAAGUUAUUGCUGCAAACCAAGAAAAAACUAAAUAUAUGCUGCUAAAUACCAAUGAAAUUGACAAGUGUUCCAAUCCUUUAGUUAAUUUUUGUGAAAUUAAAAGUCCAGUUUAUCCAGUUAAUUUAAAUAAUAGGAAAUCUGUUAUGAUCUGGAUCCAAAAUGGAGGUUAUCAAAUUGGUGACAUGGCACCAUUUGACGGAUCACAACUAGCUGUUACUGGGGAUGUAGUUGUUGUAACUAUACAAUACAGAUUGAAUGUUUUUGGUUUCUUUUCAACUGGGGCUAUCAAAGGUAAUUACGGACUAUGGGAUCAAAUAUUGGCUAUUCGAUGGGUCAACGAAAAUAUUGAUUCAUUUGGAGGAGACAAGCAAUCAAUCACGAUUUUUGGUAAUGAAGUAGGUGGUUUCAGUGUAGGUCUUUUGGCGCUUAUCCCAUCAAACAAAGGACUAUUUCAAAAGGCAAUAAUGCAAAGUGGUACAUCGAUGUCAUUUUCUCUACAGGGAAAUUAUACAGAAGCUGGAUCAUUGAACAUCUUAGAAUAUUUUAGAUGCCCUACGACAGAGCCAAAAAUUGAUGUGAACGAACAAGGGCUACCCCAAUGGAACGAAUACGACAUACAGAAUGAGUAUUACAUCAACUUAGAUGUUGAAAUCACAAGUGGUCAGCAUCUUUACGAAGACCGUGUUAAUUUUUGGUUAAAAGAAAUCCCUACAAUUAUGCAGGCAGAAAUACAAGAAAACACCACAGAACCAAUCGGUAACGAAGCCCCUAGUGGAGAGAAUGUUAAAAGCGUAACUACAGUGUUGAUGUUUACAUUGGUAGUAAGCAUUUGUAAUCAAUAA
Molecule: messenger RNA, 2815 nt
Organism: Mytilus californianus (California mussel)
Lineage: Eukaryota; Metazoa; Mollusca; Bivalvia; Mytilida; Mytilidae
Exons: 4
Coding region: 887-2815 (642 amino acids)
Source: RefSeq, a predicted model, not a curated record